Dicentrarchus labrax (European seabass) is the source of this 4391-nucleotide messenger RNA. Its product is annotated as extracellular calcium-sensing receptor-like. The transcript is spliced from 6 exons. The record is from RefSeq and is a predicted model, not a curated record. The coding region runs from base 1239 to 3845 and encodes 868 amino acids. NCBI's taxonomy places the organism in Eukaryota, Metazoa, Chordata, Actinopteri, Moronidae. Gene Ontology annotation, cellular component: membrane. Gene Ontology annotation, biological process: G protein-coupled receptor signaling pathway. Gene Ontology annotation, molecular function: G protein-coupled receptor activity.
UCUGUUUUGCCAUCACUGCUGUGCACACAUACAGGCAGCUCAAGGAAUAUGUUACGGUAGUUCUGUGUUCAACUCUUCAUGUGCAGACAUUAUUGACUUUUAUUUACUGAACAGUAUUAAUUUACCAUUUCUCAUAUCCACUUUAAUUACAGUGUCUUAAAUUCCUGUGUUGUUGUUUUUUAUUUAGAAGAUAUAACAAUCACAACACAAGAGAGUGACACCAUACAAAUGUAAUAUAAAGCUUCGAUACUGCAUGCAAAAGUAGACACAAAAGACACAAAAGAAAACAAUGCACAUUCAGAAAAUAUUUGUCAAACACUGACCUCUGACCAAGUAGAUAGCUAAUCAUACUUUAUGAUCAUGGGAGGGGCACAUAUGGCCAUUGUUUUGCUGGAAUUAACACUCAACCCUGCCUGUUCCCAUACUGAACUGACUAAAGAUUCCUCUGGGGGAUACUAAAGACCACCUGUCACCUCAUCUGUUACCACAAAGACAUCUCAAUCUCAACCAGUUAACCUAAAAUUCACUAUUCACACAAUAUCCUUUCCCAGUCCUGAGAUUGCUUAUGACCUAUGGGUCAAAACAUAGAACACAAUACAUACAAGUUUAGAUUUGGCUAUGGUUGGGGCAUGUCUCAACUCAUUUUCAGGUGGUGUUGAAUUGUCCCUAAAUACAAGUACAUUGUCAUUUUAAAGUACCAGUAGGAGGACCUCUAGAGGUGCAGUUGCAGACUGCAACCAUCGAAGUAGCUCAGUGUGUAGGACAAACCAUAGUGGCCACAAAACUUCUGAAAGGCCCCAUCUAGAGCCAGUGUUUGUUUUUUUAUGUUCUGGGUUACUCUUACUGGACCUUUAAACCCUCAUAAUGUUACGACUAUACAGUCUAUGCAGAGCUUUCAGGUUUGUGUGUCUUUUCUGCAAAAAGUAGCCUUAUGGAGACAUCAGUUUCUUUUUUGGAUUCGGUGUGGAUGUUUGAGCAUUGUUGUGUUUCAGUCAUGAAGCACCUUUUUAUUAGCUGCAGAAAACUCUUGAGGCGUGUAGUUUAAAUAUACUAACUGACAGAAGGACAAAAGCCACAGAAUCUCAGGUUUGAAAAUGGUUUACAGCAAAGAGUUUGUUCAAACAGGGAAGCACAUUACCUAAUCCAUAACCAACUCCCACCCACCCACAUCUACCUGCAUCUGACGCAGUUGUUAUAAGAGAUCUCUCUCAUCUCUUCAAAAAAAAUUCCAAGCAAUCAUGCCUGAGCUGCAGAGAGCUACUACCUUAUCACUGUUUAUUCUGUACCUGAACACAGUUUCUGGCUGUGAACUGUUUGGUAGGUUUAACAUGCCAAGUUUGUUCAAGCAGGGAGACAUAAUGAUUGGGGGGAUUUUCCCAGUUUUUAACAAAGAUGUAAGUGUCACUUCUACAUUCGAGAGCAACCCACCUGGAGUGAAAUGUGCACGAUUUGACCUGCGAGCUUUUCGGUGGGCCCAAGUGAUGUUAUUUGCAAUUAAAGAAAUCAACAAUGAUCUUGCUCUCCUGCCAAACAUAUCUCUUGGCUAUAGGAUCCUUAACUCUUGUUCAUCUCCAACAAAUACUUUACGUGCUGCACUAACACUGGCUAGUAGACCAGAGGAGAUAGAGUUGACUUCCCCUUGUCCUCCAGCUAUAUCUGCCCUCAUAGCAGAGGCAGGAUCAUCUCAGUCUUUAGCUGUGGCUGGAACUCUUGGACCAUUUCAAGUGCCAAUAGUAAGUUACUUCUCAACAUGUGCCUGCCUGAGUGACAGAGCUAAAUAUCCCACAUUUUUUCGAACAAUCCCCAGCGACUAUUUCCAGGCAAAAGCUUUGGCAGCAUUAGUCAAACAUUUUGGCUGGCAGUGGAUUGGGGCCAUACAGUCAGACAAUGACUACGGUCGGAAUGGGAUCCUGGCUUUUACUGAAGAGGUUAGAAAGCUUGGGGUUUGUAUUGAAUUUGUCGGGACAGUUUUACGUACGUACACUAUGGAUAAAAUUCUGGAUGUUGUGGAAAUGAUUAAGUAUUCAACUGCCAAAGUCAUUCUUGCUUUUGUUCCAGAGGGUGACUUUUACCCUUUGAUGAAAGAGGUUGUGAAACAGAAUAUUACAGGAAUUCAGUGGAUUGCCAGUGAGGCCUGGAUAACAGCAAGUCAACCUUCCACCCCUGAAAUCUACCAAGCUUUUGGUGGAGCCUUAGGCUUUGUGGUGCAGAAGAUGGCAAUUCCAAAUCUAAAACAAUUUCUUACAAGUAUUAGCCCAUAUGCAGAUCCAAAUGCAGCCUUUGUGAGGGAUUUCUGGGAAAUUAUAGUGGGCUGUAGACCGGUUUCACCUGGGGAAGACACAGGUACUGAGGCAAUAAAUGAAAUAUGCACAGGCAAUGAGACAUUAAUGAAUUCCCAGGAUGUGUUCUUCAAUGUCACACAGCUCAGAGUGUCCUAUAAUGUGUAUAAAGCAGUUUAUGCUAUAGCACAUGCCCUGCAUCAGCUGGUAUACUGCCAACCAGUUGGAGAAAAAACAGUGAGGCCAUGUUUGAAUAUAUCUGAAAUUCAGCCCAAACAGGUCACUGAUCAUCUACAAAGGGUGAAUUUUAGGAAUCAGUUUGGGGAUGAUGUGUUUUUUGAUGUCAAUGGUGAUCCUCCGGCUUCUUAUGAUAUUAUAAACUGGCAGCUGAUAGAUGGGCAGGUACAGCAUGUCACACUGGGUCAUUUUGCCUCUGCUGCUAACGGUGAUCAUAAGCUCAGCAUCAAGGAGGAAGACAUUGUAUGGAGGACAGGGAAAAUGGUUCCGACAUCGGUGUGCUCCAAUGUUUGUCCAAUAGGAACCAGAAAAGCUCAAAUAAAGGGAAGACCCACCUGCUGUUUUGACUGUAUCCCAUGUACUGAUGGAACUAUAGCCAACUCAACAGGGGCAGGCACUGAACUGAUUCUCUCAACAGGUGCAGCCGACUGCACACCCUGUCCACAGGAAUACUGGUCCAAUGAAAGGAAAGACGAGUGCAUUCCUAGAACCACCGAGUUCCUGACAUAUCAUGAGCCGAUGGGAAUAGCUCUCACAGUUGUAUCCCUGCUAGGGGCUUCCCUGUCGUUAGCCACAAUGAUGAUUUUCAUCCACUACAGAGAAACUCCUGUAAUAAAGGCCAGCAACUCUGAGCUGAGCUGUUUCCUGUUAUUUUCUCUUUUUUUGUGUUUUCUCUGUCCCCUCACGUUCAUCGGCAAACCCACUGUCUGGACAUGCAUGCUGCGCCACACAGCUUUUGGUGUGACAUUUGCACUUUGUAUUUCCUGUGUCCUGGGAAAAACUAUUGUUGUUGUUACAGCUUUUAAAGCCACACUUCCUGGAAGCAAAGUUGCAGGAAAGUUUGGUCCUGCACAGCAAAGGAUCAUAGUAUGCUCCUGCACAUUGAUUCAGAUAAUAAUAUGUGUGUUGUGGCUUAAAUUAAACCCACCGUUCCCAGACAUGGUUUUCAAAUACAGCAAUAUGAAGAUAGUGUUGGAAUGUAACACAGGCUCUGAGGCUGCUUUCUAUGCAGUACUGGGGUACAUAGGGCUCCUUGCUAUAAUAUGUUUGGUCCUGGCCUUUCUAGCAAGAAAGUUGCCUGAUAACUUUAAUGAAGCCAAGUUUAUCACAUUCAGCAUGCUGAUAUUCUGUGCUGUCUGGAUUACUUUCAUUCCAGCAUAUGUCAGCUCUCCUGGGAAGUUCACUGUAGCUGUGGAAAUAUUUGCAAUAUUGUCUUCAGCAUUUGGCCUAUUACUUAGCAUUUUUGCACCUAAGUGUUAUAUAAUAUUGAUCAAGCCAGAGAAAAAUACUAAGAAACAUGUAAUGGGAAAAACUGUAAACAAAUCAUGAUAUUUCCUUUAUUUUAAAAGAUAAUGCUGCUGUGACUUUAAUUUUCUAUAUAAUUUACUGUAGAAACAGUAAUAAAGCAAGAUGUUGUAGCAUUUAUAUAAUAUAGAGUUACAUCUACAAGUCAGUUAUUUGAUUUAUAAAUCUUCUAUUCAUGAUAUUACAUUAAAGAUACACAUGUUGUGUAGGAGAAACCCAUGGAUGAAAAUUAUUUCUUGAUAUAUUUUAAUUAACAUGCCUCAUAACAUGAUUUUCGUGCUGUGAAAAACUAAGUUGUAAAAUAUAUAAUGCAUUUAACCUCUAUACAAAUCAUUAAUAAUUUACCAUUUAGUACUAUUUAGUAGUACAGAUACAACAUUAUUCCAUUUGGUGAUCUUAUAAUGUUUGUGUUUUAUUUCCCAACAUAGCUAAUUAAUAAAACUGUUCUCUCUUCACUUGAAUACAUUUUGGGAAAAAAAAUAAUUCUAUAUCAACAAUUUCCCAAUCAACCAAAAGACCCUGUAAAUAACAUUUAUCAUAAAAAAAUAAAAAAUAAAAAAUAAAAAUAUA